Molecule: messenger RNA, 2097 nt
Organism: Sebastes umbrosus (honeycomb rockfish)
Lineage: Eukaryota; Metazoa; Chordata; Actinopteri; Perciformes; Sebastidae
Gene: grinab
Product: glutamate receptor, ionotropic, N-methyl D-aspartate-associated protein 1b (glutamate binding)
Exons: 7
Coding region: 190-1479 (429 amino acids)
Biological process (GO): negative regulation of apoptotic signaling pathway
Cellular component (GO): membrane; endoplasmic reticulum; Golgi apparatus
Source: RefSeq, a predicted model, not a curated record
GAACGCACCAUUGCGCAUCCUGGGGGCGGAGAGGAAGCAGCGGUUUACUGGCAGUCAGGAGGACAGAAAACACGUCCGAGUGGGACAGAAACCUGCAGAAAAUACACCAAUAUCUCCUGGAGUAGGCCCAGCUGGGAUUGAAACGUUGAUUUCGGGCAAUCGGGUCUGUGCUCCCGAUUGAAGCCAGAGAUGAUGACCACGGAGAAGACUGCAUACUCUCCCGUGGAUGGGGGUCCCUCUCCUCCCUCGUUACCCGGCCAGACAGCGUUUCCUGUUACAUUUGACAUGAAUAUGCCAGGACCCAACAUGUUCGGCCCUGCACCUGGUGGUGGUGUCCCUGCUGCUGCCGGUUACCCUGCUGCUGCUGGUUACCCUGCUGCUGGUGGUGGUUACCCUGCUGCUACUGGUUUCCUUGCUCCUGGAGGUCUCCCUUUCCCCCCACCGACUGCUUUUGGGCCAGGUGUCCCUGAUGCUGCUGGUGGUGGUUACCCUGCUGCUACUGAUUUCCUUGGUCCUGGAGGUCUCCCUUUCCCCCCACCGACUACUUUUGGACCAGGUGUCCCUGAUGCUGCUGGAGGUUUCCCUGCUCCUGGUGGUCUCCCUUUCCCCCCACCGACUGCUUUUGGACCGGGUGUUCCUGGAGAUUUCGGAAUGGGAAAGAACCCUCAAGGUGGCUCAGGAUUUGGAGCCAACCCCUCUUCCUCACCAUAUUCUCCACCAGGCCAGGGCUUUAAUGACAACUUCAAUGAUGAUGUUUACCAUAGCGAGGACGAUCCACCACCCUUUCAUGAGAAUCAAGACUUUGAUUUUGGAUUAGACAACAAGAGCAUAAGAAGAGCCUUUAUCCGAAAGGUGUUCUUGGUGCUGACUGCUCAGCUGAUGGUGACAUUCGCCUUUGUGGCUGUUUUCACCUUCGUGAAAGAAGUCAAGCUUUUCGUCAUGAUGCACACCUGGACCUACUUGGUGUCCUAUGUCAUCUUCUUUGUGUCGGUUUGUGUGAUCAGCUGCUGUGGAAGCGUCCGCCGAAGACAUCCUUGGAACCUGGUUGCAUUGUCCGUCCUGACUCUCAGUAUGUCCUACAUGGUGGGAAUGAUCGCCAGCUUCCAUGACACGGACACAGUGGUCAUGGCAGUGGGCAUCACAGCAAUUGUGUGCUUCACAGUGGUCAUCUUCUCUCUGCAGACCAAGUACGACUUCACCUCCUGUUACGGUGUGCUUUUCGUCUGUUUGAUUGUCCUGAUCAUCUUUGGCCUCCUGUGCAUCUUCAUCCGUAACAGGAUUCUGCACAUUGUGUAUGCCGGACUGGGAGCUUUGCUCUUCACCUGUUUCUUGGCGGUGGACACGCAGCUGCUGCUUGGCAACAAGGAGCUGUCUCUGAGUCCCGAAGAAUAUAUCUUUGCGGCUCUCAACCUGUACACAGACAUCAUCAACAUCUUUCUCUAUCUUCUUGCUAUCAUUGGAAGAGCAAGGGGGAGCUGAGCUGGAGGUACAACAAAGGGAAAUUCUGACAUAAAAAUUGCUUUCAGUUUAUGCCUAGAAGUGAGUUACCAUAAUCUUGAUUUUCAUUUUGUCUUGUAGUGUGCAUUGAUCACGUAGCUUGAGAAAAUUUUGCUUCACCCAGUGUAAAUGUUAAUUUUUGAUAAUAUAUAUAGAUCGUCUAUGUUGUAGUUUGUGGGUUUAUUAAAGUUUUAUGAGGUAUAUGACGUGCUGUACGAAACCUUUUGAUUUAGCAAUUGAUAUCUUAUGCCGUACGAAAUCAUUAAACAGUAUAAAGAUUUGACACUAGCUUUUUCCAGAGCUGUCAACUGUGUCAUACAGUCUUCAUCAGCAGAGGGGGUUUGAUCAGUUGUCAUGGAGACAUGGAUAUUGUGAUUUCAUCCAUUGCACUUUUAAAAUUAAAUCAUGAACAGCUGCUUAACUUGCAUGUCAACAGAUCCAUCACCUUGGCAACUUAGCAAACUACAUUGGUGAAGGCUGUGAUGUGGUUGAAAGCCCUAGACAAAGUUAGUAAGCAGACCCUGGGUUUUUGUCAAACUACUAUGUCCAAGAUAAAAAAUAACAUUUAAUGCUAUGUAUAAAGUUUUUUUCUAAACCUGA